AUGCCCAUUCCUGAAAGGGCACCCCUCCAUCGGAUCUAUCACUAUGGACUAUUGAGUCUCCUCUUCCUCCACACAUCCACCGCAGCGGGGAGAAGCAGCAGUGAGCAACGCGCAACAGCAAACCCCGGCUACAGUUAUGGCCAAGCGGUGCCAGUAACAUGUCUGAACCGGACGAUUGACUCCGGCGAACACAUAACCGACCCCCUGGGCAACCUCCAAUACAUCCCCUUCCCAACAUGCAACGAGACCUCCCAACCCCUAUCCCUCCACUACGGCGUCGCCGAACAGACCCUAACAUGCACCAUCGCCUCCCUCCCCGAUGAACUCUACCAUUUACUAGAGUACUACGUCCACUCGGACGUGCCCAUGACAUGUCGCGUGCCCACCGCACCGCUUCUCUCUGCCUCCCCUUCCUCUCCGGACAUCGAUAUCAUUGAUGAUGAUGUCUCCACCGGCGGCGAACAAGCCUACACGCCCAUUACCUUCGCCAUUCAGGGCACGCUACAGCUAAGCCAUCUGCAUAUAUGGACGGAUAUGAAUGUCCUGGUGCAUAAUAUGGCUAGUACGGAGAAGAAGAAGCGCAAAGACCCCGGGUAUGUGGUUGCGGGUACGGCGUAUAGUGUGCCUGAGUUUGAUAAUCGGGGGGCUAGGGAGCCUUGGACGGAGGGUCAUGGGACCAAGGUUGUGAGGGGGGAGCCGUUGACGUUUCGGUUUAGUGUGAAGUGGGUGGAGGGGGGAAGGGGGAUUGGGUGGCCUAGUGGUGGGGAUGGGUAUGAGGAGGAGGAGGAGGAGGGGGGAAGCUGUGGGGGGUGGUUUUCGAGGGUCGUGUUUUUUGGGUUGGCUGCGGUGGUUGGGGCUGUGUUGGCGGUUUAUUGGGAGAGGGGUUAUGGCAGGGGACGGGGGAGGGGGGAGGGUAUUUUGGGUGUUACUGGCGGUGCUGGGAGGAAGGGGUUUGGUGGGAAUGGGAAUGGGGUUAGGAUGAAUGGAUAUGGAGGGUAUUCGCCUGCGACUGUUGCUGUGGGUGGUGGUGGUGGUAGUGUAGGAGGGGGAGGAGCUGGGUAUGGAGGGUAUGGGUAUGGAGGGUAUAUGAGUGGGAAGAGGGAUUGA
Molecule: messenger RNA, 1107 nt
Organism: Aspergillus luchuensis
Lineage: Eukaryota; Fungi; Ascomycota; Eurotiomycetes; Eurotiales; Aspergillaceae
Exons: 3
Coding region: 1-1107 (368 amino acids)
Source: RefSeq, a predicted model, not a curated record